AUCGUGGCUGCAGCUUGAGUUGAAAACCCACUCUUUUUCUAAAUUUUGGUAAUCAUCACGUGAAAACUUUCGAAUUCUUUGAGAUUUCAGAGACAUUCCCAUUCAAUGAUGGCUACUUCUCAAACUCAAAAGAAUCUCAAAGGAACACCUACUGCUGGUAUUCAAGCUGAUCCCAAAGACUUGUCUAUUCCAUGCCUCUCACAGGACUCAUCCUAUCAUCUUAGUGAUGAUAAGUCGGCCGCAAGCCCACCCUCUCUGAGAUAUCUCUCAUCAAUGGCUUGUCCGAGAUCCACAUCCAAGCCUUCUCCCUGGCUGUCAGAGGUAUUACAUACACCCUUCUAUAUGAGAGGUGAUGCAAGAUGUGCCAGCAGUCCACCAUCUUUAAGAGUCCUGUCAUCAAUGGCUUAUUCCGCAUCAAGACCAACUGUUGAUGAAGCAACUAGUGCGAAGGGAACUUGGAGGCACUACUCCAGCUCUGAAUCAUCAGAUGCUACCACUACACACAAGAAAGAUGGUUGUCUGUCAAGCCCAUGCCACGCCUUUAGUGAUGAUGGAAAGGGAUGUGAGAAGAAAACUUCUGAUGUUGUCAAAGGAGUCCAUGCUAAGUUGAGACGAAAAUUGAAGGAAGGUAGGUAGCAUUUCCUUCAAUAGUGAAACUUGUAGGGUCUAGAUAUAAGGUGUGGUCUCCAUCUUUGGGUUCUGACUGUGUUUUCUUUCCAGAUGAUUUUAGGGCAUGAUACAUUAAAAUAACCAUUAUUUGUUAUCCUGAUGUUUUCUUUUCAUUAUAAGCCGCUUGCUCUUUGCAGGAAUGACCAAAGUCCAUUCAUUGAUUCAAACUAGUGUACAUGUAGCUUUUGUGAUAGACUUAUAUUUUAUUGUUAUAGGUCUUAAUGGUUGCUAUAUUUCUAAAAUUUUUACCCUUAAUUCAUACCUGCCAACCAUUCCGAUUUUGGCAGAAUUAUACUGAUUUUUCGACCACCAUUCCGAAUUCCGAAUUUUAAAACCAAAAUUCCGAUUUUUGGGUUAAUCAAUAUAGUGUUGAAAUUAUUGAAACGGCUGUAUAAUGCGACUAACGCAUGCACGGCUGUAAGAUGCGACUAACACAUAAACGACUGGAGCGCACGGCUACGCAAAUGCACUAGCUACACGAUAUACACAGAGAGUGACUUUAAACGGCGCGCGAACAGUGCGCAGUUCCAUUGCAAAUACAUGUGAAAAUUAACGAGCGUACAUGCAACGGCCGCACUUAGGGCG
Lytechinus pictus (painted urchin) is the source of this 1254-nucleotide messenger RNA. RefSeq lists its product as uncharacterized. The record is from RefSeq and is a predicted model, not a curated record. Lineage: Eukaryota; Metazoa; Echinodermata; Echinoidea; Temnopleuroida; Toxopneustidae. Bases 106 to 636 code for a protein of 176 amino acids. The transcript has 2 exons.